ACAGAGGUGGAGCGUGUAGACAGCUUUAAGUUCCUGGGGGUCCACAUCUCCAAGGAUCUGACCUGGACGACCAGCUGCUCCAAACUCAUCAAGAAGGCACACCAGCGCCUCUUCUUCAUGAGGACCCUGAGGAAGAACUACCUGUCCUCAGAGGUCAUUACAAACUUCUACCGCUGCACCAUCGAGAGCAUCCUCACCAACUGCAUUACAGUCUGGUAUGGGAACUGCUCUGUCUCCGACCGGAAGGCGCUGCAGAGGGUGGUGAAAACUGCCCAGUACAUCGCCGGGGCACCGCUCCCUGCCAUCAAGGACAUCUACAGGAAGAGGUGUCUGAAAAGGGCUGGUAAAAUCACCAAGGACUCCACCCACCCCGCACACACACUCUUCUCCCUCCUGCCUUCUGGGAGGCGUUACAGAAGCCUACGGACCAGAACCACCAGGCAUCGGAACAGCUUCUUUCCUACAGCUGUCACGCUCAUGAACGCCUCCUGACACAACUAGAAGGAUUGUACCCCCCCCGUCCCCCGUCCCCCC
Molecule: messenger RNA, 534 nt
Organism: Austrofundulus limnaeus
Lineage: Eukaryota; Metazoa; Chordata; Actinopteri; Cyprinodontiformes; Rivulidae
Product: RNA-directed DNA polymerase from mobile element jockey
Molecular function (GO): methyltransferase activity; 2-oxoglutarate-dependent dioxygenase activity
Source: RefSeq, a predicted model, not a curated record